Messenger RNA from Plectropomus leopardus (leopard coralgrouper), 4369 nucleotides. The record is from RefSeq and is a predicted model, not a curated record. NCBI's taxonomy places the organism in Eukaryota, Metazoa, Chordata, Actinopteri, Perciformes, Serranidae.
GAGAGUUGUUGGAAUGAUCCCUUGAUGGUCCUGUCCCAUACUUUUUUUUAUGGACUUGUAGUGCGGCUGCCUUGGGCCCUCUGCUAGAGGUGGACUUAAGAUGUAGAAUGACUCAAAAACCACAACAUCCAUGUUUGAAGCACUGUCAACCAUCACGGCUACAUAAGAGUCUGGACAGACAUGGAUGUGAACUGUCCUCUGUGCCUUACAAAUCCCAAGUGACGCCAGUUGUUCUGCAUCAACACAUUCUCCUGAUCUAUACGGUCUUCAUUAACCAGUGGAGGGUGAUGAGGUUGGUGGGGAGCCUGCAGCUUGUUCUGCUUUUGGCCUUGACCUCCAGAGCCACAGGCCUGGACAUCCCUCUGGAAGUGGAGCAGCCUCCAACCAUAAUAAACCACACAUCUGGUCCCAUCAUUGCCCUUCCUUUUGAUUACACCAUUACUAUCACGUGUGAAGCCAGGGGCAACCCACCACCAAAAUACAGAUGGACAAAAGAUGGCAAAGAUUUUAUCCCUCCCCACAUCAUAGACGGUACUCUUGUGCUUCACAACAAGCGCCAUGACCAGUAUCAGGGUAAAUACAGGUGCUACGCUUCUAACAAUCUGGGAACUGCCAUGACAGAGGAGAUUGAACUGAAAGUUCCUAGUGUCCCCAAGUUCCCGAAGGAGGUGAAUUUCCCCCUUGUUGUUAAGGAGGGAGAGCCAAUCACCCUUGAGUGUAAGCCUCCAGAAGGUGUGGCCCCACGUCAGAUCUACUGGAUGACUCUUGGUCUCCAACACAUUGAGCAGGAUGAGAGGGUUUCCAUGGGCAUUGAUGGCAACCUGUACUUCUCUAAUGCCUUACAGAAAGACAGUCGACUGGACUACUGUUGCUUUGCUGCCUUCUCCAGAAUACGCACCAUUGUCCAGAAAACCGCCAUGGCUGUCGUGGUCAAGAGCUUAAAACCUGACAAUGAAUCUGCUGAGAGCGGCAAUGCCACUGUAGCCCCCCCAGUGAGAAUACCUGGCCUGCUGCUGCCCUCUGGUGUUCAGACGGAGAAGGUGCUGUUGAAGGGACAGAAUCUGCAGCUUGAGUGCAUACCAGAGGGAUAUCCCACUCCGACAGUGAGUUGGAUGAAAAUGGGGGACAAGCUGCCUCCACGGAAAAUAUUGAAAAACUUCGGAAAGCUGCUGUUCAUAUCUUCUGUCGACGAGAUGGAUGAUGGGAAGUACAUGUGUAGAGCCCAGAACUCUGCUGGAGAGGCUGUCCACUACUUUGAUGUAAUAGUGGAAGAGCCGCCAAAGUGGCUGACAGAGCCUCCUCAGAGCCAGCUGACUGUGAUUGGGUCUGAUGUUCACAUCAAGUGCUCGGUCAGUGGAAAACCACCGCCAGACAUAACAUGGAGGAGGAAUGGAGAGUUUUUCAGAGAUGACCCAAAGAGCAACAGACGAGUGCUUGAUGACACUGUGGUGCUCCAUGAUGCCAGCCCAGAGGACAGUGCUGUCUAUCAGUGUGAAGCCUCCAACAGUCAUGGCAAAAUUCUGGCCAACAUUAACAUCAUGGUCAUGAAUAUGGCUCCUCAGAUUUUGACAAGGGACUAUGAAGAGUACAGUGUAGUAGUGGGAGGGAACAUCACCAUGAACUGCAGUGUUUUCAGCUCCCCACCCCCCACCAUCACCUGGGCCAGAGAUGAGACUCCAGAAACCAUGGAAGGGGAACGAUUUUUUUCUGUGGGUGGAUCUUUGCAAAUCAUCAAUGCAGAAAAAAACGACAGUGGGAAGUAUGUGUGUGUUGCCUCUAACGCAGAGGGCAAGUCAGCUGUCACUGCUGUGCUGGAUGUGAAAGACCCUACAAAAAUAGUAUUUCCACCUGAGGAUGUGCAGAUCAUCAGUGGGACCACAGCUCAGCUGAUGUGCCAGGCGGAGUAUGAUAAAAGCCUGCGAGGUACCUUUGAGAUUGUGUGGAGGAAGGAUGGUGAGGAGCUUCCACUUUCCUUUGAGGGAAAUUCCAGAUACUUUGCAGAUGAUGACAUGCUGCAGAUCAUGAACGUGAACCUGAGUGAUCAGGGAAUAUACACAUGCAUUGCUAGAACCAGCCUAGAUGAGGACAGUGCCACUGCUCUUCUAACCGUGCUGGAUGUUCCUGAUGCUCCAUUUAAAGUGAAGAUAUCAGAACUAAAGAGUCCGAGAAAUGUUUACCUGUCUUGGGUACCUGGAAGUGAUCACAACAGCUCUGUAACAGAAUUUAUAGUGGAGUACGAGGAGAGCCAAUGGGAGCCUGGCAGGUGGAAGGAGCUCCAGAAAGUCCCCGGUAACCAGGCAACAGCCGAGUUGGCACUACACGGACACCUUAACUACCAGUUCAGAGUGUAUGCUGUUAAUGCUGUUGGACCUGGACCCCCCAGUGAGCCCACUGAGAGAUACAAAACACCCCCUGCUGCUCCUGAUAGAAACCCCGAAAACAUCAAAAUUCAAGGCCAUCUUCCUCAUCAAAUGGACAUCAGCUGGGAGCCUCUGCUGCCUAUUGAACACAAUGGCCCAGGCCUCGAGUACAAGGUGAGCUACAGGAAACUGGGGGUGGAAGAUGUCUGGAAGGAGCAUCUGGUUAAAAGACACUCCUUUGUUGUGAGGAACACGUCCACUUUCAUACCCUACGAGAUCAAAAUACAGAGCAGAAACAGCCACGGCUGGGGACCGGAUCCUAAAGUCGUUACUGGGUACUCUGGAGAAGAUGUCCCGACUGCAGCACCACGGGACAUAGCAGUGGAGGUGAUCAACGCCACUGUUCUGAGAGUUAGCUGGACGCCGGCUCCACCUGCCACAGUGAGAGGUCAUCUCGGGGGCUACGAUGUUCAGUGGUUAAGGAAACGAAGUUUGCUGAAUCCCAACAAGAUUUUAGAUGAGCGCCAGUCCCUGUCUUUUCCUGGGAAGAGGACACACGCCUUCGUGCCAGGCCUUGAGCCUUUCUCUGAGUACAGACUCACCGUCAAUGUUUUCAACAAGAAGGGGAAUGGACCCAACAGUGACCCAGUCACCUUCAACACUCCAGAGGGAGUUCCUGUGCAAGUGCCCAUCCUAACUGCCUCUAAUGCCCAGAAAGACUCCAUUUUGCUGGUGUGGGGGCCACCGCUGCAGGCAAACGGCAUCCUCACUGGUUAUCUGCUGCAGUACCACCUCAUUAAUGAGACCACACUGGAGGUGGUUGAUUCCCAGGAGAAGAACAUCACUGGAGCUGACACCACCCAGUGGCAGCUUCAGGGCUUAGAGGAAGGCAGCCUCUACCGCUUCCACCUCAGUGCCUGCACUCAAGCAGGUUGUGGACCUCCGCUUGCCCUGGAGAGUAGCACUGUUGUCACAGCACUUCCAGCGCUGUUGAACAUAAGCUCUUAUGUGAGUGACACCUUUGCCAAAAUCAGCUGGACUGCCAGAGAGGAGCAGCAGGACUCGGAGCUUUAUGUGGCUUAUAUGAAUAACCGUGAUGGUAACUGGUGGAUUUCAGAGGCUGUAAAUGCUUCUCAAAGUUUCCACGUAAUUGAUGGGCUCAAACCUGGGACAGUGUACACCGUACGCCUCAUGGCCAAGAGGCUGCUCGAUAACGCUAGCAUUUAUGAAGAUGUUAUCCAGACUCGAGUCAAAGGUGCGGAGGGUCAGCGGAGUGACUUUUCCACUCAGGGCUGGUUCAUUGGGACCAUGUGUGCCGUGGCACUCCUCACCCUGGUCGUGCUCAUGGCCUGCUUUGUGCGGAGAAACAAAGGUGGCAAGUAUGCAGGUACGCCACCGCCAACCCAGCGACAAGACAUGUUCUCCAUGGAAAAAGUGAAAGAGAAGGAGGACCUCCACCCCGAUGUAGAGUCACAAGGAAUGAAUGAUGACACGUUCUGUGAAUACAGUGACAGCGAAGAGAAGCCACUGAAGGGCAGUAGCUUGUGUUCCCGGAAUGGCGAUGACAUGUUGGGGGACAGCGUCAGCAGAGACAGCUUGGUUGACUACGCCGACGGUGGAGGAGAAUUCAAUGAGGACGGCUCAUUUAUCGGAGAAUAUUCCGGGCGCAGGCACCGAGGCUCUGUUAGCGAGCCCAGUGGACCCAGACCAGUCACUGCAUAAAGCUAGGCUCCAGUUGAAACGGUCUACUUCAAAUCCUUUCAAGAUACUCUUUAAAUUCAGCUAUCCUGGCAUUAAAUAUAGCUCGAAUAGCCAAAUAUGGGGGAAUAAAAUGACUCAAAUGUGCAGAAGUGUUGCCCAGGGACCGGAGAGAAAAGAAUAAACCCACCAUACACACAUUCAAAUCAUAUGAUACUUUGUACAUACUGUAAGAGAAUGAUAUGUAUCAUUUGAGUUUUUCAAGAUUUUAAUUAUGAUAAUAAAGUGUUUUUUGUACCUAUCAGCCAAAA